AUGAGACUUAUGUCACAGAUUAAACGUUUGAGCAAGAAUGAUAUUGGUCACGGUAUGAUCAUGAGCCUAAUAAAUAAAAAAUCAUCUGAGGGUAAAUUAUACCGUAAAGUCAUGGAGCACUUGCGCAAGUGCAACUAUGAUCUUGAUGAGUUCUUCAACACCACUGAUUUCAUCAUUUGUAUGCUCGAGGACAAUGUGCUUCAAAAGGGAACCCCAAUACCGCGCCGAUUACGAAAGGGUAUUGCAAUCUUACUUGAGGCAGGAUUCAUCGAGAGGUUAGAAGCCCUGAAAAUUGAAGGAUAUUACAUGCCCCACUUUGGGGUUAAAAAGGAGAGCCGUACCACCCCCUUAUGCAUUGUGUUCAAUGCAUCAGUAAAGUCCAAGGACAGACUGUCAUUAAAUGAUUGCCUUCUAUCUGACCCCAACUUGGUAGAGGCAUUGUAUAACUGGUUAUCGAAGUUUAGAUUUAGUCGAUAUGCCCUAACUGCAGACAUUAGCAAAGCAUUCCAUAGCAUAUUGUUAGAUCCCAGUGAUGCCAAGUACACAGGAUUCCUCUGGUGUGAGGCACCUAAUCGUACAGCUACCUUCGCCUUUCAGUUUGUGGUAUUCAGCGUCACUGUGAGCCCCUUCCUCCUGCGACAAGUCCUUCAGACUCAUUUGCAAAGGGAAGGACGGCCGGACUUGCUUAGUCAGUUUUAUGUAGAUAACUAUAUCCAAACUUUCAAUGAAACGCAAUCGCUGAUGCAGGAACACAAGUGCACAAGAGAAAACUUAGAACGAGCCAACAUGCCCUUGACUGGCUGGACCAGUAAUGUUAGAGAAUUGGAUGAGAGAAUGAGUUGA
Messenger RNA from Macrobrachium nipponense, 843 nucleotides. RefSeq lists its product as uncharacterized. The transcript is spliced from 3 exons. The record is from RefSeq and is a predicted model, not a curated record. Lineage: Eukaryota; Metazoa; Arthropoda; Malacostraca; Decapoda; Palaemonidae. Bases 1 to 843 code for a protein of 280 amino acids.